CACGGCCUUCCUCGAAGAUCCUUCUGCUCCGGCGCGGCUGUCUGGCUCACCGGCCCGGACGAGCUCGAGCGGUACGACUGCCAAAGAGCCAAGGAGGCCAAAUCCCAAGGCAUCCAAACCCUCCUCUGCGUCCCAGCCCCUUUCGGCGUCCUCGAAUUCGCAUCCCGACAGAUAAUCCCCGAGGAUUGGGGCUUAGUCCAACAGGUGAAAUCCGUGUUGGAGUCGGACAUACCCAAUUUCAGAAACAGCAGCAGCCCACUUCCGUUGUUGGAGCAAGACGUCAAUUUGGAGGAGAUUGGGUUCUUGAGCGAAGCCCCAGAGGAGGAAGUGGGAAGGCCCGGCAGAGGGAAAUCGAGAAGAACAGAGUCCGCAGGGGAAUUGGAGCUGUCGGAUUCCGACAGCCCAGUGGGGAAAGCAGCGGGGAAAAGAAGAGGGAGGAAACGAAACAACGUGGAAGCAGAACGGCAGAGGAGGGAGAAACUAAACAAGCGAUUCUACGCGCUCCUGUCGGUAGUGCCGAACGUGUCGAGAAUGGACAAGGCGUCGUUGCUGUGGGACGCGGUGUCUUACAUAAACGCACUAAAGGGGAAGGUGGAGGAGAUGGAGUUGGAGUUGGAGGUGAGGAAGUUGAAGAGAGGGGGAGGGGAGGGGGUGGAGAAACAGAGCACCACGACGUCGGAGGAGGAGGAGGAACAGGGGAAGGGCAGUACUCUGUUCGACGUGGAGGUAAAAAGGAUGGGAGGAGGGGACGCCAUGGUGCGAGUUGAGUCCCAUAACCAAAACUGCCCUUCCGCCACAUUGAUGGGAGCAUUACGAGAUCUGGAAGUUCACAUUCACCACGCCAACAUCACCAAUGUAAACGAUUUGAUGCUCCAACAUGUUUUGAUUAAGCUUCCCCAUGCCUUCUCCACCGAUGAAGCCUUCAAAGCAUCUCUUUUAUCUAAAUUACACUAAAUCCUUCUCCUUCCCAUCAUCCUAUGCAUAUCUAUCUAUCUAUCUCUUCUAUUCUGCCUCAUCCUUCUUACUCAUUUUACACACAAAUAGUUCUUUUUUUUUUUUUU
Molecule: messenger RNA, 1061 nt
Organism: Cucurbita pepo subsp. pepo (vegetable marrow)
Lineage: Eukaryota; Viridiplantae; Streptophyta; Magnoliopsida; Cucurbitales; Cucurbitaceae
Product: transcription factor bHLH14
Biological process (GO): regulation of DNA-templated transcription
Cellular component (GO): nucleus
Molecular function (GO): protein dimerization activity; DNA-binding transcription factor activity; transcription cis-regulatory region binding
Source: RefSeq, a predicted model, not a curated record